Octopus bimaculoides (California two-spot octopus) is the source of this 4206-nucleotide messenger RNA. Its product is annotated as neuromedin-U receptor 1. Gene Ontology annotation, cellular component: plasma membrane. Lineage: Eukaryota; Metazoa; Mollusca; Cephalopoda; Octopoda; Octopodidae. The record is from RefSeq and is a predicted model, not a curated record. Gene Ontology annotation, molecular function: neuromedin U receptor activity. Gene Ontology annotation, biological process: neuropeptide signaling pathway.
UUUGCAUGUACAUACGCACAGAUACACCCACCCAUAUACCCGCUCGCUCGCUCGCUCGCUCGUUCGCUCAUACGAUAAUGUAGCUCCACUACUAUUAAACUUCAACUUAACUCUCUUCACUUCAGACAACCAAGUAUUUGGUCCAAAAUCUCUCUUCUGUUAUUUACACAAAAUAUUGCUGGAUUUCUUUUUUCAUGGAAUGAGAAAGAAAAUAUUUGCGACAAAAAACAAAACACCUAUUCAAGACCUUUUACACUUUAACAAAGAGUUCGAAGAAAAUGGUACAAAACGUAAUUAUUGAUAGCUACUACGAAUUCCAAUCAGAAAAUAUGACAAUUGAAGAUGCUACCUCUUUCAUAACAGAACCACCGAACAGUACGAGAACCUGGAAUAGUUCAGCACUAGAAAGACUUCUCGAAAUAAGUAUGGGACCUCGACAAAUCAGUUCACCUUGGAGUCUUACCACACUCUACGCUAUCAUAUUCCUGUUGGGAUUAUUUGGGAACCUUUGUACAUGUAUUGUAAUAAUCCGCUACCGUCAUAUGCAUUCAACAACCAAUUUCUACCUCUUCUCUUUGGCAGUUUCUGAUAUUCUUAUACUGGUUGUAGGUUUGCCUUCAGAAAUUUACGGAAUUUGGAGUGCUUACCCUUGGCCGUUUGGAAUCAUCUACUGUUUCUUCAAAUCAAUGAUGUCAGAGGUAACAUCUUAUGCUUCAGUUCUAACCAUUACUGCAUUCACCGUUGAACGUUACAUGGCAAUCUGCCACCCUCUCUGGGCUUAUACAGUAUCAACACUGAGCCGAACCCUGAAGGUGAUAUUGAGUAUCUGGAUAACUUCUAUACUCAUAGCACUUCCAUACCCACUGUACACACGGUUGAGCUACCUAGUGAGCAACCCAGAGACUGGAGAACCGCUCACUGAUUCUCUUCAAUGUACCAUCCCCAAGGAGUUUUUAGACGGCAUGACAAUCAUGUUCAAGAUCUCGACAUUCCUCUUUUUCGUCACGCCACUGUUUGUGCUCAUUAUCCUCUACACAUUGAUUGUUAUCACAGUAAACAGAGCAACUGUUCAACGACCGUCACAUAAUCAAAGAAGGUUGACUUCUAUUUCAACGAUAUCCAGUAGCGGACGAGAUAACUUGGCUAACAGCAGGCGAAGCAAAGCGAUAUCAAAUACACGAGGAUCCGUUUUGAAACUUCUAGUUGCUGUCGUAGUUGCCUUUUUCUUUUGUUGGGCUCCAUUCCACAUCCAGCGUCUUCUCACACUUUAUGUCAAUAAUUGGACGCCACCUUUAUUACAAAUACAUUUACAUUUAUUUUAUAUAUCGGGGAUCCUGUAUUUUUCCCAUUCGGCUAUCAACCCAAUCCUGUAUAAUAUAAUGUCGGAGAAAUAUAAAUCGGCAUUCUUACAAACAUUUUGUUGUCGUCGGUGCAAGGAUGUUCAGCACAGAGUCAAUUCUGUAGUUACACAGCAUACCGGUUAGCAACAACCGAACGAAUAUCCACUAAGUAAAAAGAGAAAUAUGAUUGUAGACGAAUCUACAGUAUAACCGAAAUUGUUAUGGUAAUUAUUUAAAAAGAUAGUCAUUAAAAGCUGAGGUAUCGUUCCAUUUAUAUCAAGAGCUUGCUUUCUACACAGCAAUAUUGUAAUAAUUUACAUUUUCAAAUCUAAAAUACUCAGCGUAUAGUAUAAUUUUCAUCCUCUAAUAAGAAAAGUAAUUGAUAAAUAUAUAUUGCAGUAUAAUGUGGUAUCACAUCACAACAAUAUAGAGCAGUUAUAGAGGUGUAUCUAUAUAACUUAACUUUAUAAAGUCAGUAUUGAGAUUUCAAAAAAGUUUAUUUUCAUAUUACAAAGCUCUGUCAGUUCUGCGUGUUACUUUUAACUGGGAAUAUAGAACAUAUUUUGUUUUUUAGGUUGUUUUCAUUGAUCUAAGCUAAUAAGAUAUAAAUCAUAUAGUUGAGUAGGACCCGUCUAUCUAUUCUGAUAUCUAAGGAGACUUUGAAUAAAGUGUAUAACUCAAAUGCGUAAUGAAACAUUAUGAGAUCGUAGUCUGUUUUACAGUUACGAAACUUCAAACGAAAGGGUAACAUUUUACUUACUAGAAACAGCAUUAACUUCCUAAAAGAUGAUUUUUUUUUAAAUUAAAUGUGAAACCUGUUCACAAACAACAAUUCAGAUUACUCUACCAUUCACGAUCAAAUUUUAACAAAUGGAAGUCACGCCAGAACAGCUUGAUUUAAAAUUACAAGCAGAAAGGAGAAAACUCUCUGAUUGGAUAACAAAGCUAUAUAACAAGAAUAUAUCGAUGAGGUAGUAAUCUUUUUACAGGAUGAUCUCUUAGCAAUGGUACGUUAUUGAUAAAAAUAUCGGUAGUUUUGGGGGUUUUUUUUUUUAGGGAAAACACUUCCGUAAUCUAUUUACCCAUGCUAAAUGUUCAUUACUACUUAAGUAUAAUACAUCUAAUAUACAGACUCCUGGUUAAUAAUAUAUUAAUUUUUAUUGCUCAUUAUCACAUCACUUAUUGUUAGUACUCCUAUUUACAUUAACCCUCGUGUAUGUUUCUAAUUUGUAGCAGUACUCAUAUAAAGCAUCCUUGAAUUGUAGUAUCAUUGGGUUUAAAGUUCUUUAGUUGCAUGAAACCAGUCGGCUCUGUGGGACGAAGACUACUGUUAGAUUCUGUUAGAUUCUAUUUCCACAAACUUUUCCGUGCGAGUAAUGUAGCUUUUCUUCUCUGGACAACAUACUUCCAAGAGUUCACACAAUAAUUUUUGACAUACAUCCUGAUACUCCUAUCGUAACAACUAAUGGUAACUGCAGAAAUUAUUCAAAGUAGAGAAUGUAUUCCCUGUAGAGCAACUAUGACAUCUGCAGAUUGUAUGGAUAAGAGUUACACAUAAUUCAUAGUAAUACCCUUAAAAACCAGUAUAACUAAUAUAUACUCGUAUUUAGGUCGCGGGACAAACAAAACUUCACUUUUGAGACGAUUAGUUUGAAAAGGAAACGCGGAACUGAGCGUUCCUCUAUUAUUUGAUAUUGUGGACAGAGCUAUCCCACAUACUAACAAGGCUAACCUUGCCAAGACACAACUAGUUUUAAAUUAUGUACAAUUGAGAAGCUGCAAAUCUUGAAACACUCUACACCAUCGCUGAACAGAAGAUUCCAAGUUUUAUCUCGAGUUUUAAAUCUCUGAUUCUGAGAUGCGUAUAUUGAUGAAAACACCCAAACACGUGCACACGAUCUAAGUAGUUGCAGCUAAAACUGGGCAAAAAGUUUCUAUUCUUUAAUGUGUAAUGAUUGAUUGCCAAACGAUAUCCUAAUUGGUUGGGAUAGAGGUGACAUCAACUACACUAAGCUUACCAGUCAUGUCUUCACUUUACAGAUAUCCUGAGCUGCAACAUUCUCCAUAGUAAUAUACCUGUUGUCUCCUCCAACAAACUGUGAGGAAAAGCGUAGAAGUUAUGCGUCAUAGAAAGUAUAUAAAGUCGCUAAACGAGAAACAUUAUGAAAUAGCUUCGUUGUCGUCGUCGUCAUGAUGAUGGUGAUGGUGGUGGUGGUGGUGGUACACCUGCUGCUGCUGCUGCUGCUAGGAACGCAAUGAUUCUUCCCUAGGUAUAUUCAUAUUUAAUUAUAUGCUUGUAUUAUAUGUUUAUAGUCCUACCUUAUACAUUUUAUUCUAUCUUAUUAUACAUUCUUUUAUCUGUGUAUAAUCACUUUUUAAGUACAUACAAAUUCUAGAUUAAUCAUCAAUUAACUUAAUAUUUGAUAAUUAUUGUAUAUCAAUUUCUUUGAUUUCGCAAAAGGUUACAAAUCUCGGGAAUUCAUAAUACUCUCCAUAGCUAAACAUUGUUAUCUCCAUUGUGUGUGUCAUAUUCUUCACAGAUAUAUAUUUAGUAUUGAUUUAGCACGGCAUAAGGUGAUGCUAGUGGGAGUACUCUAUCUUUGAUGUUUUCCGUAAGCCUUUAGCAGUGCAAGUGAAGCAAAAUGGCUUCAAACUGAAAUCAAGCGUCCAUAUUCUAUGGCACUCGCUUAUAUAGACCAUAACUUUCAUACACAAACCAUAAACUCAAUAUAAAAUAAAUAUAAGAACAUAUGAAAAGUGAAAUAGUAAUAAUAAACGCAUAGUGAAAACUUAUGUGGAAAGUCAAACUAAAACAAGAUUAUUCAUUCACUGAGAUACUGUUGGUAUUGAAAACAAUGCUUAAACG